Molecule: messenger RNA, 4469 nt
Organism: Conger conger (European conger)
Lineage: Eukaryota; Metazoa; Chordata; Actinopteri; Anguilliformes; Congridae
Product: FACT complex subunit SPT16-like
Exons: 24
Coding region: 324-3425 (1033 amino acids)
Biological process (GO): transcription elongation by RNA polymerase II; positive regulation of transcription elongation by RNA polymerase II
Cellular component (GO): FACT complex
Molecular function (GO): nucleosome binding
Source: RefSeq, a predicted model, not a curated record
UACAAACAGCAAUGUGUUUAGCGAUCCAUGUACACAUUUGUAGACAUUUAACCGCAGUUGCACGUUUUCGUACGAUGGUACAAUAGAAAACGACUGUUUCCCAUAACAUGCACGGAUUUCAGUUGCCAUCAGGAAUAUAAUAGUACGAUUUGAAAACAAUAAAAUAUAAAGAAUAAUAAAACAAUAUUUUAAAAAAGACUUUCGUGUCUUUGAGUUGGGCCAGGAGGAAGCUGCGAGCGCGAGGCGUGGGAAGCGCGCCACCGAUGCUUCACUGAUCGGGCCUGAAGCCGCGACCUGGAGUUUUUGGAGCAGCGGAAGACGCGAUGGCCGUAAACUUAGACAAGGAGGCGUAUUACCGCCGGAUCAAACGCCUGUACGGCAACUGGAAGAAAGGUGAGGAUGAGUUUGGGAAGGUGGACGCUAUCGUGGUGUCUGUUGGGGUCGAUGAGGAGGUUGUUUACGCCAAAUCUACAGCUCUGCAGACCUGGCUCUUUGGAUACGAGCUGACGGACACCAUCAUGGUUUUCUGCGAGUCCAAGAUACUCUUCCUUGCCAGUAAGAAGAAGGUGGAGUUUCUCAAGCAGGUGGCCGUAACCAAAGGCAACGAGAAUGCCAACGGCCUUCCCCCCAUCAGCCUGCUGGUGCGAGAGAAGAAUGAGAGUAACAAGGUGAACUUUGAGAAGAUGCUGGAGGCGAUUCGGGGCAGUAAGGAGGGCAAGACGGUGGGCGUGUUCAUCAAGGACAAGUUUCCCGGAGAGUACAUGAAGAGCUGGAACGACAUGCUGGCGGCAGAGGGGCUGGAGAAGGUGGACGUCAGCGCGGCCGUGGCCUACACCAUGGCAGUGAAGGAGGAGGGGGAGCUGACGCUCAUGAGGAAGGCCGCCGGGGUGACCAGCGAGGUCUUCUCCAAGUUCUUCAAGGAGAGAGUGAUGGAGAUAGUGGAUGCAGACGAGAAAGUGCGGCACAGUAAGCUGGCUGAGUCGGUGGAGAAGGCCAUCGAGGAGAAAAAGUUCCUGGGGGGCGUGGACCCCUCCACAGUGGAGAUGUGCUACCCGCCAAUCAUCCAGAGCGGCGGCAACUACAGCCUCAAAUUCAGUGUGGUCAGUGAUAAGAACCACAUGCACUUUGGGGCGAUCACCUGUGCGAUGGGGAUCAGGUAUAAGUCCUACUGCUCUAACCUGGUGCGCACGCUCAUGGUGGACCCGCCACAGGAAAUGCAGGACAACUACAACUUCCUGUUACAGGCGGAGGAGACGCUGCUCAGCCAGCUCAGACACGGAGUGAAGCUGUGUGAGGUCUAUAACUCUGUGCUGGAGUUUGUGAAGAAAGAGAAGCCAGACCUGGUGGCAAAACUGACCAAAAACCUGGGGUUUGUGAUGGGGAUCGAGUUUCGGGAGGGUUCCCUGGUCCUGAGCAGUAAGAACCAGUACAAACUGAAGAAAGGCAUGGUGCUCAGUGUGUCUCUGGGAUUCUCUGAACUGGUGAGUAAGGAGGGGAAGAAGGAGGAGCAGAAGUAUGCGCUGUUCAUCGGAGACACCGUACAGAUCACUGAGGAUGAAGCUGCUACAGUUCUGACUCCAGUCAAAAAGAAAAUAAAGAACGUUGGAAUUUUCUUAAAGAAUGAGGAUGAGGAUGAGGAUGAUGAAGAGGCCGAUGAGGCUGAAGAGCUGCUUGGGAGGGGCGCGCGUGGAGUGGCCUUGCUGACUGACCGGACCCGGAAUGAGAUGACCGCAGAGGAGAAAAGGCGAAGUCACCAGAAAGAGCUGGCCAAUCAGGUGAACGAGGAGGCCAAGCGGCGCCUGACUGAACAGAAAGGAGAGCGACAGAUACAGAAGGCUCGGAAGUCGAACGUGUCGUAUAAAAGCUCCACUCAGAUGCCGCGUGAGAGGGACCUGCGGGAGAUGAAGAUCUUCAUCGACAAGAAGUACGAGACUGUCAUCAUGCCCGUGUUCGGCAUCGCCACGCCCUUCCACAUCGGCACCAUCAAGAACAUCAGCAUGUCGGUGGAGGGCGACUACACCUACCUGAGGAUAAACUUCUACGUCCCCGGCAGCUACCUGGGCCGACAGGAGGGAAACAUCUUCCCCAACCCAGAGGCCACCUUCGUCAAGGAGAUAACGUACCGCGCCUCGAACCUGAAGACGGCGGGCGACCCCACGGUGCCCUCCGCCAACCUGCAGAACGCGUUCCGCAUCAUCAAGGAGGUGCAGAAGCGCUACAAGACCCGCGAGGCCGAGGAGAAGGAGAAGGAGGGCAUCGUCAAGCAGGACUCGCUGGUCAUCAACCUCAACCGCUCCAACCCCAAGCUCAAAGACCUCUACAUCCGCCCCAACAUCGCCCAGAAGAGGAUGCAGGGCUCGCUGGAGGCCCACACCAAUGGGUUCCGGUUCACCUCUGUAAGAGGGGAUAAAGUGGAUAUUUUGUACAACAAUAUUAAACACUCCAUAUUCCAGCCCUGCGACGGAGAGAUGAUCAUCGUCCUGCACUUUCACCUCAAGAACGCGAUCAUGUUUGGGAAGAAGCGGCACACGGACGUGCAGUUCUACACGGAGGUGGGCGAGAUCACCACGGACCUGGGCAAGCACCAGCACAUGCACGACCGCGACGACCUCUACGCCGAGCAGAUGGAGCGCGAAAUGCGGCACAAGCUCAAGUCCGCCUUCAAGAACUUCAUGGAGAAGGUGGAGACGCUCACCAAGGAGGCGCUGGAGUUCGAGGUGCCCUUUCGGGACCUGGGGUUCCAGGGCGCCCCGUAUCGGAGCACGUGUCUACUGCAGCCCACCUCCAGCUCCCUCUGCAACGUCACAGAGUGGCCCCCGUUUGUAGUGACUCUGGAUGAAGUGGAAUGCGUGCAUUUUGAGCGUGUGCAGUUCCACCUGAAGAACUUUGACGUGGUGAUCGUCUACAAGGACUACAGCAAGAAGGUCACUAUGAUCAAUGCCGUGCCCGUCAACUCCCUGGACCCAAUAAAGGAGUGGCUGAACUCCUGUGACAUUAAGUACACAGAGGGGGUACAGUCUCUGAACUGGACCAAGAUCAUGAAGACCAUUGUAGAUGACCCAGAGGGCUUCUUUGAGCAGGGGGGCUGGUCCUUCCUGGACCCUGAGAGCGAGGGCAGCGGACAGGAGGAUGAGUCUGGCUCCGAGAUGGAGGACGAGACGUUCAACCCCUCAGCUGAUGAAGAAGAGAAUGAGGAAGAGGACAGUGAUGAAGAUUACUCCUCUGAGACCGAGGACUCUGACUAUAGUGCGUCCCUUGGCUCGGAGGAGGAGAGUGGGAAGGACUGGGAUGAGCUGGAGGAAGAGGCCCGCAGAGCGGAUAAAGAGAGUCAGUACGAGGAUGGGGACGAGAGCUCUAACAGGAAGAGGAAGGGGGGCCGGCCUUCAGCCCCGCCCCCCAGCAGCAAGAAGAAGAGGCGGCGCUAAAUUACAUCACCACACACUCACACACACACACACACGCACUCACACACACUCACACACACACACACACGCACUCACACACACACACGCACUCACGCACACACACACACACACUCACUCACACACACACACACACACACACACACACACACUCACACACACACACACACACACUCACACACACACACACACACUCACACACACACUCACACACACACACACUCACACACACACACACACUCACACACACACACACACACACACACACACACUCACACACACACUCACACUCACACACACACACGCACUCACACGCACACACACACACUCACACUCACACACACGCACUCACACGCACACACACACACACACACACACACACACACACACACUCACACACACUCACACACACACACACACUCGCGCACACACACUCGCGCGCACACACACACACACACACACACACACACACACACACUCACACACACACUCACACUCACUCACUCACUCACACACGCACAUCCUCUCUCACACAUACACACCCAGAGGUAAAUUUAAUGUCUUUAAUUUUGUUGUCCCUAAGACCCUUGUUCCAUAUAGAUAGUUGUGUGUGUGCGUGUGUGCCUGUGUGCCUGUGUGCCUGUGUGCGUGCGUGCGUGCGUGUGUGUGUGUGUAAGAGUGCAGUUGCCUUCAUACCAUUUUCAUACACACACUGUCUGUGUGUUUGUGCGCAUGCAUACAAAUUUGUUAUUAGAAGAUAGAUUUGGAUGAUUUAAAACUAUAAGAAGUUUAAAUGGGAGCAGGUAGUCUUUUUAAUAUGUGCAUAGUGUCCUUCUACUCAGGCAUACACACACGUAUCAUUUAUACAUGCACACAUUCUCUCUCUCUCUCUCUCUCUCACACACACACACACACACGUAUCAUUUAUACAUGCACACAUUCUCUCUCACACACACACACACACACUGUUUGACCUUUUUCUAAUCCAGGGUUUGUGUUAAAUUGCUGAUUUCUGUGUUUUUUUAAUAAAAUGGGAUAUAAAGAAAA